Molecule: messenger RNA, 1488 nt
Organism: Suillus subalutaceus
Lineage: Eukaryota; Fungi; Basidiomycota; Agaricomycetes; Boletales; Suillaceae
Exons: 3
Coding region: 1-1488 (495 amino acids)
Source: RefSeq, a predicted model, not a curated record
AUGAACAAACGAGGAUUGGCGCACGUUCGCAUUGGGCAUGCUGGUGCACCACAAACGCACCAAAAGCGUUCUUCAUGCUCCACGGGCGGUUUUUAUAUCAGCCCCUCUCAGGGUCAAACCGUUAACAGCAGUAGUCCCUUUAACAUCACCUGGGACACAUCCUGCUUGUCCAAUACACAAGGUGUUGAUAUCUAUCUUAUCGCCCCCAGCUUGAUUAGCAGCCGUAUUCACGAAUGGCAAAACGUUAAUUACGCCCUGGGAAACUAUCAGACCAGCCUCGAGACCAAGUGGUGGAAUGACACCUCCACGGUCAACCUGCAGCUUUCCAUCGUCACUUCCAACACACAACCAUUCCUUAGCCCCUUUCCUGCGGGCCCUGUAUUUACUGCUACAUAUACUGCACCAUCCGACGGUUCUACCCCAGCCAGCGCCGAUCUCAGUUCUCCUGAUGGUGUCACUUAUGUCGGAAACUUCCCUUCCAGCAGCUCUUCCUCUGGCGGAAAGAUCGCUGCCGGCGUCCUGGUGCCGCUGAUUGUCAUCGGAUUGGGCAUAGCCGUCUAUUUCAAAUUAAGUCGCGCCAAAUCCAAGGAAAAGAGCAGGCGCUUCAGCGAGGUCAUCGACAAGCGUAUGUCGACAAUCUCCGUGGACUGGAAGUCCAUGUCUGCUGCUGGUGCUUCGGCAGCUAUUCGUCACAGCAUGGCAGUUUCAGGUGGAGGAUAUCGCAACUCAUCGUUUUCCUUUGGUCCGAUUCGCCCCGUCAGCACUGCUGCUGCUGUCGAAGGCGUUCCUUCUAUAUCAGACAAAGCCAGUUUGGACGUGCCAAGGAUGUCUCAACUACGUCCCGGCUUGCGUUCUCAGACUACCUUAGGCGAGCGGGUAUCGCGAGUAUCAUUCGCUACAGACAUUCGUCCAUCAAUAGAGUCUCGUCGCACCGUUGGAACCAGUCGUGCCUUCCAUACUGGCAUUGUGCCCCCUCUUCCUUCUAACGACGAUAAGGAAGAGACGGGAGAUCUCUCUCCCACACAAACUAAGGGACCCUUUACUCUCACUCCGGAUGAUAUUCGUGCCCGUAUGUCCCUUAGUGGAGCAUCGGAGGCACGUCCUAGUAUGGAUGAAGUUUGGCCAUCCUUGAGCAUGAUGCGCACAGGAAAUGAAGCCAGUGGAGAUGAUUACUUGCUGCCCCAGGAGCAGCAGAGCGUCGACAUGCCUCUUCCUCCCGUUCCAGCGCAUCCUGCCCCGGAAUCAGGUCUCGCUAUGAUGCCCAUGCCUGCUAGCGUUAUGUCUCCCGACGAGAUGCUCCGCGCCUAUGCCGAACGGAGAAUGAAGUCCCCUCCCCCUAGUUCCUUGGCAUUCCCUGUCCCAGCCGCCAGCUACAACGGUAAUGGUAUGCGGACGUUGUACACUCCCAGCCUCUGCACCGAGGAGGGUGGCGAGCAAAACAAUCGUUACACUCAGGUGUAUGAUGACCCUUACGCUGGCACUGCUUGA